This is a messenger RNA of Clunio marinus, 294 nucleotides long. Lineage: Eukaryota; Metazoa; Arthropoda; Insecta; Diptera; Chironomidae. The record is from the annotation of a GenBank genome assembly.
AUGUCAAAUCUUUUUGAUGGUAGCAAAGGGAAAUUUUUAAAGUUAUCACAUAACUCAAAACAUGAAAAACUUUUUAAAGAAAUAAAAUAUGUUGACAGUUGCAAAGUUUUCUUAAAUACUUUCAAUGUUCCAUUUAUACUGAAUAAUGUAUUGGGGAUACUUGGAAAACCAAAGAACCUUGCAAAAAGCGAUGACAACAAGUUUCGAAAACAGCAAACAAUGAACAAAUCGAGCAGACAAACGACUUGGUCACAUUUCAUGUUGAAGCAGAGAAUUUAUUACUCUGUCCAUUGA